UGAACCAUAGAUAUCAUUUCCAGUUCGUGUUGUAUACACACGCUAUGAAAAAAUAAUUUUACUUCAAGAUAUAAAGAAAAAACACAAAUUACCAUUCAUAUUUAUUUAUUAUUUUACAAAAGACAAAUUAUUGUUCUUACAAGAUGGAAGUACUAAACGCUAGUUCAGCCCUUUUAAGUAAUUACGAAGUUUUUGAUAUGCUUCAAAGUAUGAAAUCGAAUAAAAAACAAAAAAUGACUCAAAAUCAAUUGGCAACUAUUACUUAUCAAACAAUAAGAUAUUUGGAAGAAACCCCCUGUAAGAAACAAACUCCUGAGAAAAUCAGAAAGUAUUUAGAAGCUAUGAAGCCUUUUAAUCUAACUAAAUCAGAAAAGUUGACUUUGUUAAACAUUUGUCCUAAAACGGCUCUCGAAAUUCAAUUGAUUAUAGAAGACAGCGAAGAACGUUUAAGCACUGAAGAAGUAGAAUCAUUAUUGGAAAUAAUUCAAAAUUGUUUCGAAGAACCGUUAGAUGAGCAAGAAGAAGAAGAGGGAUGCUAGAAAAUUAUGGAAUUUCUAAAAAUAGUAAGCAAAAUUUUUGUUAUUAUUUAUAUACAUUUUAUUUUUAAUAAACAUCAAUGUAAAUAGCAUAUUAAAUAUGUAUUUGUGCGAAU
Molecule: messenger RNA, 652 nt
Organism: Polistes canadensis
Lineage: Eukaryota; Metazoa; Arthropoda; Insecta; Hymenoptera; Vespidae
Gene: crcp
Product: DNA-directed RNA polymerase III subunit RPC9
Exons: 4
Coding region: 144-539 (131 amino acids)
Biological process (GO): transcription initiation at RNA polymerase III promoter
Cellular component (GO): RNA polymerase III complex
Molecular function (GO): nucleotide binding
Source: RefSeq, a predicted model, not a curated record